ACUAGUAUUAGGCAUCAAAUAGCAAGAGAAAAUCUAGCAGAUUUUUAUGAUUCAGCCAUCCAGAUUCCUGUUCAUUAGUCUUGUACUGGCACAAGUGAAGCCUUCUUGUGGACAUUGGUCUUUAAGAUGGACCACUUUUUUAAAUUGCUAAAGAAAUUUGCACAAAUAAGCAUCCAGAAACCACAUGGCUGGAGCACAGUUUGUGCAUAGUCAGCCAAUUUUUACAAAUCACACUGGAGCCACAUGGGUUUCAGCUGCUUAUUUCUAUAAAUCAGACAUUUCUGUGUUAGUGCUAGGUACCCAUGUCAGGUACAUAUUUGUGAAAAUUUAAAUGGUGAUUAAAAUAUUCACAAAUAGUUCUUAAAGAUGGGAUUCAAAUAAGCUAUAUUUGUUUCUCAAAGUCACUUGAGUGACUUGUUCAACAAAGUACACAUGUACAUGAAGCAACUCUGUUGUCAUACUUGCGGUUCACAAGCUUGUUUGCUGAAAUAUAUACAGAAACCAAAAGUGAUCAGGGAUGAGUUUUAGCUUCUUACCUACUUCACAGACAAAGAUGUCAGCAUUGUCUUCCAGCACCUCUCAUUAGAAAAGAGCAGGUAGCAGGUGAUGGGAAGGACCUCUGCCUGAGACAUGCCUGAUCUAAACCAAUGCUAGUCAGAGAAGACAGAUACUGGGCUGGAUGGCCAAAAAACCAGCACGGGGAUAUGGCAGCUCCAUUAUUUAACUUGUAUUAUGUGAAGAGUCUCUUGUAGCUCUAUUAACAUGCUGAUGGAAUAAAAUAAUAGGUGUUUUCCUUAGGAAGUCUGAUUUAACAAAGUGAUUGUUUUAGAAGGUCAUGUGGUUUUGAAAGGUUGAUUAGAAAAGCUUUAUGUCAGCAUAUUACAACCUGUUCUUGCAUGUAUUAACAGGCUAUAGUUAGUAGAUUCAGUUCAGAUUAAGCAUUUCUAUCAGCCUUUGCAUAAUUUCACACUAAUAACAAUGGCUGUCCUACAUUAGCUGUUCAGUUGCACAAUAAAUCACUUGUUUCAUUUGUGUCCUCUGUUUCUAGUAACUCACUAGAUAAUGUUAUGUGUAGACCUUGAGACUAUCAUUAGUUUUCAUUUUCUUUCAUUGACACAGACACAACUUAGUCUUCUGCAGAGAAAUGUUGUGAUAUGACUGUAAUAGCUUGUAACAGUUUAUGACUUGGGAAUGUACUGUCUUUGGUUAAGGUUAAAAAAACAUUUUCAUUCUGAAUUGCUGGAUAUUCUUCUGCCCAAUUUUCUGUUAAACAGACAUCUAUAUCACCUUCUCAGCCUUCAAAAAUAUCAGUGGUUUGAUUUUUGCUUCUUUAUAUGUUUGAAAAUUUGGUUAAAAAUGGUGUUGGUAAAAACAGCUUCUUGCAGAGAUUUAAGGAAAGGAUGACAUAAUACAUCAAGUCCAGUACUGAAAUUUUCUCUUUCUCCUUAGUUCUACUGUGAUGUUUCAUUUUCAUCAAAAUAUCUAAAUUAAUAGCUAAAUAUUAAAUUUAAAUUAUUUAAAUGAAUAUGUCAUAAUAUAAUAAAAACAGUAUUCUUUUCGGUACUUUUCUUUUGGAAUCGGUGUUCUUUUGGAAGCACAGUUUAAGAAAUUCACUCCACUCCAGAAUAUACUCUGGCUUUUAAACAUUCUGAUUUUAAACACUAUUUUUAAAACAUUUCCAGCAUGCUUCUUUCAUGUCUUAUGAAUGAAGGGGUUGUGCAAAAUCUACAUAUUGUUUUGUCUUUUACACAUAAACUGUAGUGGAAUCGAGGGGUAUCCUGGUGUCACAGAUGCAAGGGUUUGGCCAAUAUUUCAAAUGAUAAGGAUUGAUAUAUUAGUAGUACAGUGAUCUGAAUUCUUUACAUUUAGCUUUUCCAUCUGCUGUUCUAUUAGAAAUGGAUCUGUUCUUUGCAUGUUGAGAUUAAUGCUUCUGCACUGUUUAAACAUAAAAAAGGACUAAAAAUGCCACUGUUACUGUUGUGUUGCUGCCCUAGGUAGGGAUUGGAUAUAGAAAGGACCAGCAGAUUUUUACGUCAUGUAUACUUUCCACAUGAUGUACUCUUACCCAUGUGGGAACUGUCAAAAAUGAAUUGUGUAUUCAAAAAUUUAGAAAAUAAAAGCAUGCAUAACAUCUGAGGCUGUUUUUAAAAGGGUUUUCCAUAGUUGGUGCAAUUACUGUGUCACCACCUCUGCUAUUACUAAAGGAGAUGUCUCAUAUUUAUGAAAAUGGAAAGUAGCAGAAAUAGGAUUAAGUAUUUCAUACUGUUGUAUAAUUUAUUGGACAGUUGUUUAAAACUUUUGUUGUUACUACAUGUUCUCCAGUAAUCUACAAAUUAUGGUGACCCUGUGAAUGAAAGCUCUCCAAAAUGUCCUAUCCAUGACAUCCCUGCUUCGCUGUUGUCAAUUCAAGGCUGUGGCUUUCUUUAUGGAAUUGAGCCUUCUCAUAGUUGUUCUAUUUCACUUCUUCUGCCUUCAACUUUCCCUAGCAUGAUUGCAUUUCUCCAGUGAGUCUUGCCUCCUUAUGAUGUGCUCAAAGUGCAACAAUUUUUGCUUCCAGAGAAAGCUCUGGAUUUAUUUGAUCUAGGACCACAUGUUCAUCUUUCUGCCAGUCGAGGGUAUUCGCAAAGUGCUCCUCUAACACUAUGUUUUGGAUGCAAGCAUUUUCUACUGUGAGUGUUCUUUACUGUCUAGCUUUCACACCCAUGCAUAGUGAUGGAGAAAACAAUAUUGUGAAUAAUUUUGGCCUUGAUUGCAGGGAAAAUGUACUUAUGGUUAUCUUUUCUAGCACUUCAUUGCUGCUCUUCCAAGUCUGAGUCUUUUUCCAUUUUUUUUUGGCUGAAUUCUCCCUUUGUAUUGAUAACUGAGCCAAGGUAUUCACAAAAUCUUUCACAGUUUCAGUUUCUUCAUUGACAGUAGUUCUAUACUUUUUCAGUGGCCAUAAGUUUUGUUUUCUUAACGUUCAGCUGCAGUCCUCCAUUUGCACUUCCUUCUUUUAGUUUUAUCAGGAGUCAUUUCAAUUCAUUGCUGCUUUCUGCCGGUAAAAUGGUAUCAUCUGCAUAUCUUAAAUUAUUAAUGUAUCUUCUGCCAAUUUUCAUGCCUUCUUCCUCUGAGCCUAAUCCAGUUCUCCUUAUAAUAUGUUAUGCGUACAGAUUGAACUGAUACAGAGAUAAGAUAAUGUCUAAUGCCUUUGCCUAUAGGAAACCAUUCUGAUUGUCCAUAUUCUGGCCUAACAAAUGCAGUUUACAAUCAAAUACUGAAACACACUUACUUCUUUCAGAACCAUCCCUAGCUUCUCCCGAUCCACGGAGUCAAAGGCAGUGCUGCAGUCUAUAAAGCAUAGACUGAUCUGAAUGUUUUUUGAGUGGUGCAUUAGUCACCAUGUAUUUGCAAUAAGAUCUUGAGUACUUCUUUUGUUUCAAAUCCAGCCUGAACAUCAGGCAUUUCCUGCUCUAUGGAGAGUAAAAAUUUUUGUUGUAAUACCAUAGGCAUAUUUUUGUUUGCAUGGGAAAUUUGUGCAAUGUUCCUAUAGUUCCUGUAGCCUUUUCCAUCCCUUUUCUUGGGGACUGGAAUAUAUAGUGAAUGUUUCUAGUCUGUGAACCAUUGUUUUGUUCUCCUUAAUUGUUUACAUAUUAUUGUUAGGAUUUGGACAUAUUCAGCUUUUAAUACUUCUACACUUUCUACUCUGGGUUCUUUAUUUUUUCCAAAAGCUUUCAGAGUAGCGUUCACGUUACUUUCUGAUAUUGCAGGUUGGUCAUAGGAUUCCUUUUCAAAGAAGUUUGUCAUCAGUUUUUUGCUUAUGCAUUGUUCUUCUAUAUAUUGUUUUCACAGUCUUUUUAUUUUAUCAGGUAAUGCAUUCCCUGUUGGUCUUUCAUCAUUCCUAAUCUAGCCUUGAAUUUCCCUUUGAUUUCCUGGAUCUUCUGGAAGAGGUGUAUUGGUUCUCCUCCUUCCUUUCUAUUUCCUUGCAGUGGCCAUUGUAAUAAUUCUUUUUGCCUUACUUGAUAGUUCCUGAAAAAUUGCAAUCAGGAUUCUGAAUAUUUCAGAACUUUACUUCUGUCACCUUCUGCUUCUGCUUCUUACCUGUUCAUGGCAAUUGCAAGUUUGUUGGCUGACAGCUUUCUAGGGGCACAACUUCCCCUCCCUUUCUUUCCCCAUCUAUGUGUACAUCUUCUGGAAGAGGUGUAUUGGUUUUUCUCUUUUGUUCGUCUUCUGAUUGUAAGAUUUAAAAGCUGUGAAGGAAGCAGAAAAGUCCACUUUGAAAGCAGUGCACCAGCAGAUUUUAGAGUGGGUGAAGAUGGUGUAGUGUAUGCAGCUAGAAGCUUUCAGCUUUCUCCAGGACCUGCAGAAUUCCUACUGUAUGCUAAUGAUAAAGAAACUGAGGAACAGUGGCAAGUGGCAGUGAAACUAGCUCUGGAGCCAGAAGAUUCAGUGAUGGAGCGAAAGCAAAUGGAAGACAUUGUAUUUCCAAGAUGGCAAAAUAAGUACGGUGGACAUUUACAGAGGCAGAAGCGAGACUGGGUCAUCCCUCCAAUCAACUUGCCGGAAAACUCCAGAGGGCCUUUUCCUCAGGAAUUAGUUAGGAUCAGAUCAGAUCGUGACAAAAGCCUUUCCCUGCGAUACAGCGUUACUGGGCCUGGGGCUGAUCAGCCCCCAACAGGCAUUUUUAUCAUCAAUCCCAUCUCAGGUCAGCUGUCAGUGACAAAACCAUUAGAUCGGGAACAAAUAGCUUCUUUUCACCUGAGGGCACAUGCUGUGGAUGUAAAUGGAAACCAGGUGGAAAAUCCCAUUGACAUUGUUAUUAAUGUCAUUGAUAUGAAUGACAAUAGACCCGAGUUCUUACACCAGGUUUGGAAUGGGACAGUCCCUGAAGGAUCAAAGCCAGGGACCUAUGUAAUGACUGUCACUGCAAUUGAUGCUGACGACCCGAAUGUACAGAAUGGAAUGCUAAGAUAUAGAAUCUUGUCACAAGCCCCAAGCACCCCUUCCCCAAACAUGUUUACAAUCAACAAUGAAACUGGUGAUAUUAUCACAGUUGCUGCUGGACUUGACAGAGAGAAAGUACAACAGUAUACAUUAAUAAUUCAAGCAACAGACAUGGAAGGAAAUCCAACAUAUGGUCUUUCAAACACAGCAACUGCCGUCAUCACAGUGACAGAUGUCAAUGACAAUCCUCCAGAGUUCACUGCCAUGAUUUUCUAUGGUGAAGUCCCUGAAAAUAGAGUGGAUGUUAUAGUUGCUAAUCUGACUGUGACUGAUAAGGAUCAGCCACACACUCCUGCCUGGAAUGCAAUGUACCGAAUGACUAGUGGUGAUCCCACAGGCCGGUUUACCAUUCUCACUGAUCCAAACAGCAAUGAUGGAUUGGUAACUGUUGUGAAGCCUAUUGAUUUUGAGACCAAUAGGUUGUUUGUACUGAUAGUAGCUGCAGAAAACCAAGUGCCUUUGGCAAAAGGAAUUCAGCAUCCGCCUCAAUCAACAGCAACUGUAUCCAUUACAGUUAUUGAUGUGAACGAGAGCCCAAUUUUUGUCCCAGCCACAAAGCCUGUGCGACAGGAGGAAGGGCUGCCUGCUGGUAAUGUCUUAACAACUUUCACUGCUCAGGACCCAGAUCGUUACAUGCAGCUGACUACUCUAAGAUAUUCAAAACUCUCAGAUCCUGCAAACUGGCUGAAGAUUGAUCCCAUUAAUGGUCAGAUAACAACAAUUGGUGUUCUAGACAGGGAGUCACCACAUGUUAAAAAUAACAUGUAUAAUGCUACUUUCCUUGCGUCAGACAAUGGAAUCCCUCCAAUGAGUGGGACUGGCACACUUCAGAUAUAUCUGCUUGACAUCAAUGAUAAUGCUCCCCGUGUGGAUCCUCAAGAAGCUACAACCUGUGAAACUCUACAGCCCAAUGCAACAAACAUAACAGCAAUAGAUGAUGACAUUGACCCAAAUGCUGGACCCUUUGCCUUUGAACUGCCAAAUACUCCUCCCAGCAUUAAGAGAAACUGGACCAUUAUUCGUAUUAGUGGCGACCGUGCCCAACUAGCUUUAAAGCUCAAGUUCCUUGAAGCCGGAAUCUAUGAUGUUCCAAUAAUAAUAACAGAUUCUGGAAAUCCUCCUAAAUCCAGCACUUCUAUUCUAAAAGUGAAGGUUUGCCAGUGUGAUUUAAAUGGAGACUGUACAGAUGCAGACAGGAUUGUAGGUGCAGGACUGGGCACAGGUGCCAUCAUUGCAAUUCUUCUCUGCAUCAUCAUAUUACUCAUUCUAGUACUCAUGUUUGUGGUUUGGAUGAAACGUCGUGAUAAGGAACGUCAGGCCAAACAGUUGCUCAUUGAUCCUGAAGAUGAUGUAAGAGACAAUAUCCUGAAGUAUGAUGAAGAAGGUGGUGGAGAAGAAGACCAGGACUAUGACUUAAGUCAGCUGCAGCAGCCUGACACUAUAGAACCAGAUACAAUCAAACCUGGUGGAAUAAGACGACUUGAUGAAAGACCCAUCCAUGCAGAACCUCAGUAUCCGGUCAGAUCAGCUGCUCCUCAUCCUGGGGACAUUGGGGACUUUAUUAAUGAGGGACUUAAAGCGGCAGAUAAUGACCCUACAGCCCCUCCUUAUGACUCCCUGCUAGUAUUUGACUACGAGGGGAGUGGUUCCACUGCUGGAUCUUUGAGCUCUCUCAACUCUUCAAGUAGUGGUGGCGAGCAAGACUAUGACUACCUAAAUGACUGGGGCCCACGCUUCAAGAAACUUGCUGAUAUGUACGGGGGUGGUGAUGACUGAAUGCCAAGGUGGCCAACAGUGCAUUUGGACAAAUACAAAACUUUCCACUGGUAUUCCCAACAAGCGUACAGAAGCUAGGCUUUAACUUUGUAGUCUACUAGCACAAGUGCUUGCUGAAGGCUUUGGCAUAGGCUGCAAACCUAUUUGGGUUCACUGGGAAUAUCAGUCAUCCAAUGCUGUUUGGAAAAAAGGAAAACAACUGAGCUCAGUUACACUUGAAUUUUACAGUACAGAAGCACUGGGAUUUUAUGUGCCUUUUUGUACCUUUUUCAGAUUGGAAUUAGUUUUAUGUUUAAGGCUUUAAAUGGUACUGAUUUAUGAAAAGAUGAGACAAACCACAUUGGGGUGGGGAGAAAGAUCAAUCACCAAUAUGCUUCAACAUGCUUUUGUUACAUUGCAUUGCUUUUAUUAAGGAAAUUGAAAAGAAAAGAAAAAAAUCUCAUGG
This is a messenger RNA of Varanus komodoensis (Komodo dragon), 7201 nucleotides long. It is a transcript of the gene CDH2, whose product is annotated as cadherin 2. The record is from RefSeq and is a predicted model, not a curated record. Gene Ontology annotation, molecular function: cadherin binding; calcium ion binding. NCBI's taxonomy places the organism in Eukaryota, Metazoa, Chordata, Lepidosauria, Squamata, Varanidae. The transcript has 15 exons. Gene Ontology annotation, biological process: homophilic cell-cell adhesion; cell-cell junction assembly; adherens junction organization. Gene Ontology annotation, cellular component: adherens junction; apical part of cell; presynaptic active zone membrane. The coding region runs from base 4084 to 6756 and encodes 890 amino acids.